Messenger RNA from Amphiprion ocellaris (clown anemonefish), 11178 nucleotides. RefSeq lists its product as uncharacterized. Gene Ontology annotation, molecular function: zinc ion binding; RNA binding. Lineage: Eukaryota; Metazoa; Chordata; Actinopteri; Pomacentridae. Gene Ontology annotation, cellular component: nucleus. The transcript is spliced from 35 exons. Bases 110 to 10495 code for a protein of 3461 amino acids. The record is from RefSeq and is a predicted model, not a curated record.
CAGGCGGGUCGCCUCGACUCUUCUGGAUUUAUUCUUGUGGGAUUACAGCGGAAGUGUGAGUGUGAAUAAAGUGCUAUGUGUGUGUGAUUGUGUUUAGGCAUCUGAGGCCAUGUUGGAGAAAAAGAAGGACCGAGGUUCAUCCAAGAUCAGCAGCAAGCAGCAGAAGUCUGCAGCCAGCAGAAGCAGCCCAACAUCCAGCAGCAACAUCGAUCCUGCACCAGGCUUUUCUUUGCGCUUGGAGCAUUGUGCCCCUGCUUCAGGGCCACAAGCAAGCCCUCUAAUUGGAGGGCUCCCAGGGACCUCACUGUUGAUCGGACGGCAGGCUUCAUCCUUGCAGCUGGCACAUCUGAAAGCCCAACUUGCAUUGACGCAGAUAAACAACGCUUUUGCUGUUGGUGGCCGAGCUGCAACCUUGACAGCAAACUCCAACACCCUUCUACCGUACAUAUCUACAACACCCCCCUCCCCAACUGCAGCAGCCAUCAGUCUCCUGAACAUUCUGAAGAUUGCUAACACCAUGUCCCAUCCUCUGUAUAACCCCUAUGCCUCUGGGAACCAAAGUUCCUCCCAUGGGCAGUAUGGACACUCCAGUGUACCACCAGAGAGGGACCCUCGGAGGACAUCUUCUCACUUUGGACCUGGGUCCAACUUCAGCUCUUCUGGAGUUUCCUCUGCAACUCCUGCAAACUCUGGUGGAACAAUCCCGUCCCUGCUGUCUCUGCCAGUGACUUACAUCCCUAAACAGAGGAGGCCUGUAUUAGACAAGGAAAUAGAGGGGUCUAUAGACAUGCGUAUUAGCAGAGCCAGGGAGGAGGUGAGGCAUCAGCCUGUCAGUCAGGGCUCUUGCUUUACCGGCACUCAAACAGGCGGGUUUGCUUCCUCCAGCACAGGGGGCAUCUCCUAUCCGAUGCCCUCAGCCUCUCAAGGGCAAAGACAUUCUGAUGAUGAAAGUGGCAGUAGCUCCUUGGACUGGUUACAAGACUACAAAAGGGCCACUGAGGAUGAUUCAUCUAGAUAUUAUUCAACAUCUGCUUCGUGUAGCUUUCCCGGCAGUGACGACAGUAGGUUCAAUGCCUCCAGUGGAAGAGAACGGGGUAUGCAGUCCAUUCCAGGCUUAGGUGACUAUGACUAUCCAGGUCCAGACAAACCUGCCGCCCCAACAGAGUCCAGUCACCCAAAGUACACUUCGGAAUCAGCUGCUAACAUCCUUCUGCACUUUGGACUUGAAAAAGAGGACUUGGAACAUCUAAUUUCUUUCCCUGAAAACCAGAUCACCCCUGACAAUCUGCCUUUCAUCUUGCGCCAAAUCCGUAUCCAGAAGGCCAAAAAAGGUACAACUGCAGAUCAGUCCAAACCCUACCCUGAACCCAAACCCACCACAAGCCAGAGUAGUUCCAGAGGAGCAGGGAUGCACCUGGAUGAAAUGUCAUCAGCUGUUCUUCAGCCAAGUAAAGUCAUUGACUAUGGACAUACGAGCAAAUAUACCGGAGGGGUUGUGGAUGAGAUUGGAAGGACCAGUGACAGCAGAGAAAAUAGUGGUGGCAGUGGAAGUAUGUUCCAGAUGAAUCCUUACAGUAGUGGCAGUCACAAAAGCGGUACCUCGGCUCCUUCACGUGACCCCUGGGGUUCUGGUGCCAGCCUCAGCUCUUCAUACAGUUCUAUGCAGAGCUCUGCAACUCCUCCAAGCAGUGAUCCAACUAAACGGUUGAAGACCCAACAAGACCUGACGUCUCAAACAACCUUCUCUUUUCCUUUGCCAAAGAAAGACACAGAUAUAAGACUUUUCAAGCCUGAAAUAUCCAAUCCCCUACUGACGCAAGAGUCAAGGCCAGAUAAGCAGCCAGUGUCAAAAACCGAACCAUCUGAUACGGUAGUUCGUGGUGGGAAUACGAGCCGACCUGGCAUUCUGCGCUUGGACGGUCAUGACAAGAGUAGCUCUAAGGAUCAGAGUAGCACUAAGGGACAAGGGUUAAAGGUGGCUGAGCAGAUAAAAAAACAGCAGAUGCAGCCGAAGCAGUCGGAGCCACAACCGAAGCAGUCGGGGCAACAACCCAAGCAGCCAGUGCAACAACCCAAGCAGCCGGUGCAACAACCCAAGCAGCCGGUGCAACAACCCAAGCAAUCGGUGCAACAGCAAUCAGUGCAACAGCAACCAGUGAGGCAGCAGAAGCCGGUAUUGCAGAUAGGGCAAAUGUUGCAGCCUCAAGGGUUUCCUGCUGCACGUCCAGUUCCACCACCUUCUUUCAUCCCCAGCAGCUCAAGCACCUCGCACUCCAUUCUACCCCCGGUGUUUGUCGGUGGUCCUCGGCCCUUGGUUGUUCCUCCAGCUCUACCCCAGCCAGUGCCAGGCCUCAUGAACUUCCUUCACAUGCAGAUGCCACCUUCCAGCAACCAGCGUGGAGCAACGGGGGAAGUUUCCAGGAUUCUACCAUCGGCUGCCAUGAUGCAUGACUAUGCUGCAGCCUCUCCGAGAAUAUUUCCACAUACCUGUACUCUGUGUAACAAAGAGUGUUCUCAGAUGAAGGAUUGGAUCUCCCACCAGAAUACGAGCAUUCACCUUGAAAACUGCAAACUUCUCCGAAAACGAUACCCGCAGUGGGAUGGGGAGGUACCGUCAUUGCCAAGAGCUCCAGGGAGCAAUGCCAAGCCCUCACCUUCAUCCUCGGCCCAAACUUACCAAGGUCGUCACCAGAGAAGCGGCCGUGAGAUUCCUUCCCGCUCGCGCAGCAGCCGAUCUCGUUCUCGCUCGUACAGCCCUGUCCGCCAUCACGGCUCUGAGAGUCGAAGGAACCGGCGCAGCAGUCGAUCUCGUUCUCGCUCGUACAGCCCUCGCCGCUAUCACGGGUCAGAAAGUAGGAGAGAGAAACGUAGUCGAUCACGAUCACCGUACAGCUCCAGAUACACUCGCAGGUCUCGCUCUAACUCCCCACGAUAUGACCGAACCACCUCCUCCCGUUACCGAUCACGUUCAAGGAGCCGCGAGAGACGAUCUUCCCCGAGGAGGAGGGAUGAGAAACGUCGUGAGAGACGAUCGUCCUCGGAGAGGUCGUCCCCUCACCGAAAGAGGUCGAGCAGCACAGAGAUGCUGGCGAAGAAACUGCUGCAGACAACAGCUGUCCAGUCUCUGUCGAGUCAGUCGGACCUGGAGACUGUGGUUAAAACUCUGGCUCCUGCCUUACUGGCUGAGCUGGCCAAGAUGAAGUCAUCAUCAUCCUCUGCUGCCUCUUCAUCAUCAUCCUCCAAUGCGGCAAAGAAGGAGUCAACCGCAAAGAAAGCGAAGUCGAGUCUUCAGAAGAGCGAAGUAAAUGAAAAUUUACCUCCAAAUGAGGUGAAGCUACAAGGAGUUCGUACGAGUCUGUCUCACGGUGACGUGGUCGCUGCAGUGGAGCAGUUUGGAAAAACCAAAUCAGUUGUGUUGUUUCGCUCCAAAGUGGAGGCGAUAGUGCGUUUUGAGAAAGCCGAAGACGCCGAGAAACUGAGGAGCUUCAAUAGCAUCAACAUAAAAGGGAUGCCAGUGACUAUCGUCAGAGAGGAGAAAGCUGCUCCUCUUCCAACUUCUGCAAAGGAACCAACGAAGCCUCCUGAGCAAAAAUCUUCGAAGUCCACUCAAAGCACAAAAUCCACCAACGUUGGAAAAUCUUCAUCUCUGCCUUCUGCAGCCAACAAACCUAAAACAGGCAAACUGGUCGCAAAGGCAAAAGUUUUGGUUUCCAAAGCCAAAAAUCAACCAACCAAGCAAACUGUCAAAAAGACAAAAACAGGCAAAGUGACUGCAAAAGGAGCUGUGAAAUCUGUUGAUGUAAGAAAAGGAGCUUCAAAAGUUGUAGGAUCCAACAAGCUCAAGAAACCAGUAAAGAAACCUGAUGCUGGUGUUUCUAAGAAAGAACCUGAACCUAAAACAAGUGAAACCAGUGCUAAAGAAUCUGUGGUGGCAAAGGAUGGUGAAACAAACAAUGCAGCAGCUUCUGCAGUGAAGCCUGUGGCAGAACUUAACAAACCUGUUGCUGAAGCAAAAGAGGUUAAAAGUAGUGAAUCAUUGGAGCUCGGAGAAACUGGAGUGGUGGAACCCAUGGAGGUUGUCAGUUCUGCUGAAGGUGAAGGUGAAAAAGUGACGGAUACAAAGCCCUUACCAACCAAAUCCAGUGAGACUCAUCCACCAACGUCUACGGUUCAGACCACAUCCAGUGCGUCUUCACCUAAACCUCCAACUGAUCAACCUGAGAAACCACAGCCAACCGUUACAACUCCAGAAACUUCCAUCAAAGCUCCAUUGCAGGUCCAACAAGACACCAAACCAGAUCCAAAAUCCCCUGCACCAGUGCUGGAGACCAAGACAGAGGCCUUGCAACCCCAGCAGCAGACGACAACAGGUUCAGCCAAAGAGGUGGAGACCAAAACAAAUGACAAAGAUGCUGUGACGACACAAAAGGAUGCAGCACCAACAAUCAGUGUUUCGUCAUCAUCGACUGAAGCAGCAGCGUCUUCUUCACCUCCUGUUGCCAAGCUGACUAUCGGGGACGAGAUAGAAAAACAUCUGCUUAAAGAAAGAAUCCCGAUUCUGAAGAUGGUCAAAUUGUCGAACGUUAAGCUCUUUAAACUCGAUUACAGGGUGUUGUUAAUUAGCAACCUGCCGGAGUAUCAGGACGGCUGCUACACAGAGCAGGACGUCGCCGAUCUGCUCGUCCCGUUUGGAUUUCAUUAUCAUGAAGACUCCAUCUAUGUUAUUCCUCAGACACGCAUGGCUUUUGCCAUGAUGCCAACUGUACAGGAGCUGAAAAACAUUAUGAGGCCAUCACAAAAGAAGGACAUUUUUCUCCACGGCUCUAAAAUCUCUGUGGAGGUCAUGAAACAAUACAUAUUAUUUGAACCGAUUGACUUUUAUAAAUCUCUGAUGAAACUGAUGCGUUCUCAGCCGGUGUUUGAUAAUGGAACUAGGACAGUCUUCAUCAGGAACAUCUCCCAAAGCCAGGCCAAGGAUCUCAGGGAAGCGUUGAAAAAAAUCGGUUCCGUUAGAAACUUCCUGCCUGUUCUAAACAAGGUGUUUGUCGAAUUUGAUUCCAUUCGUGAUGCCGAUCGCCUGGGAGUUUGGUUCAGCCUCCUGAACCAGACCCGUAACUACAGCCUGCUCCGGCUGGAAGUACCGCGAAGCGCAAUCACAGCACUACCGCCCAGACUGGCAGCGAAUGCCGUGCCCGACAGCAAGGACAUUGUUGCCGGAGCAACCGUCCCAACAACAAGAUCUGGAGUGCCUCAGGGCAGUACGGCGCCGUUCUGGGUCACGAUGAGAACCGGUCCCUUUGUGUUUCCGACCACGUCUCCGUGGUUCAUCAUCCCAGAUUAUCAGACCGUCGAUGUGGCACAGGACGUCGGGAUCUGCUCCAGUAAAGGUAUGAAGUUCUACACACUCAUGCUGACGGGUUUGCCAGAAGGAAACUACACCCAAGAGGACGUGGCAAAGCUGGUGUGGCGUUACUUCCCCAGGCAGAACCUCCACUGGCUGUACUACAACGUGACGGUGCUGACGCUGCAGAGGAGGGCCUUUGUAUAUUUCAGCGGCUGGCGAAAGUGCCGUGAAUUCAUCCGAGAUCACAUCAAAAGUCCUGUUUCUGUGACCGACUGUACGCUGAAAGUCCACAUAGUCCUGGAGGACAUACAUCAUGGAUCCAGUGAGGAGGUCAUGUACAGAAAUCUGAUGAAGUGGAGCAACGCCCACGUUCCAGAGCUGGAGUCUCUGGAGGACCGACUGCUGUGUGUGGAGAUCUCUGAGACCACCAUGGACCUCAUCAUGCUGGUCAUGCACGUGGUUUCAUCCAUCGCUUCUUUCAUCAGCUUCCUGCCGCUCGCCAACCGGGUUCUCAUUGAGAUGUCUGAACCCAGUGGAGUAACAAAGGUGGUGGAGUCGGCCUCACAGCACCAUUUGACUGCAGUGGAAACUUGGAGUAAAGUUCAACGUAUCGAAACGUUGAAGAGCCUGAAACAGCGUUUACAAGACUCCAGUGAGGUCAUCAUAAACCUUGGCCUGGAUGCCACAGACGUCAGUUCCAGUCUUCCGGCGGUGACUUGUGAAGCUCAGCCUCCUCCUUCAAACCCUGAUUCUGCUGAAGCAGCUGUUGGAUCUGAAUCCAUCACAGCAGCACCAGCAGACGUAGAAAUGAAGGACAGCGUAGAGAAACCAUCUGCUCAGGUCACCGUGGACUCCAGGAUUCCUCCUAAGGAUGUGGAGAAAGAAGUGAAGACAAGUGAAAAUAAACCAAGAUCAGAAGUCUCCGUGGACUCCAAGAUUCCUCCUAAAGAUGUGCAGAAGAAGAGCGAACAGAAACCAGCUUCUGAGGUCACUGUGGACUCCAGGAUUUCUCUUCAGGAUUUGGAGAAGAGCAAAAAGAAUCCAUCUGCUGAGGUCAGUGUAGACUCCAGGAUUCCUCCUAAAGAUGUGGAGAAAGAAGUGAAGACAAGUGAAAAUAAACCAAGAUCAGAAGUCUCCGUGGACUCCAGGAUUCCUCCUGAGAACAUUGAGCAAGAAGAAGUGAAGAAGAGUGAAGAGAAACCAGCUUCUCAGGUCACUGUGGACUCCAAGAUUCCUCCUGAGAAGAUGGAUGAAGUAGAAGUGAAGGACGAGGCUUCAGCAGCAGCUUCAGUCUGUUCUGCUGAUGCAAACACCGUCGCUGCUGCUUCCAGCUCUGAUCCUUCAGCCACCAGGGAGGUGAAGACCGAGGAGGCAGAACUUCCUACCAUCAACGAGGACGUUUUCAAGGUGAUCGCAGCAGCAGUCCGUCAGCACCGACUGGCUCUAAGAGGCGGGACGCCGAGCGAAGACAGAGAGGUCCAGAGUUCCAGCAGAAACAGCACAAGCUCCAGAAGUGUAAAAAGUAAAGAAGCGACACAAGAAAAGGAUCCGACUGAUUUCACAGCCAGCGUUGAUUCUUCAGACUUCUUUUCAUUGGAGGAGCAGACUUUUAACUUGGAGGACUUUGUCACCGUUGAUGAAAUCGUCGACGAUGACCAAAGCUCCUCUUCAUCGAGGCGGACCUCCAGAGACAGACAAGGACAAGAAAGCUCCGACGCUGCCAAACAGGCCUCAACCAGGUCCUCUAAAGACUCCAAGAGCUCAGCCUCUUCGUCCUCCCCUUCGUCCAAGCCCACUAAAGCCUCCGUGAGAAGCAGCUCGUCUUCCAGCUCGAAGUCUGCGUCGCCAAAGAGGCACCAAGACUCAUCAGAGCCCAGCAGAUCCCACAUCAAACCCUCUGCUGCUGGUAGAACCUCAGCUGAACCUCCGGCCUCCUCCGGUCACAGAGCUCAGCCGAGAAGCACCAAGUCUCCAGCCAGAGCGUCGCAGUCUUCAUCCUCAGGCUGCCGGACGCGAUCGGCAAAGACGGCAGCAGGAAGUCAUCAGUCGCACAGAGAAGAAGAAAAACCCACCGAGAGCGCAGCGGCAAAGUCUGACCACCAGGUGUCAGCAGAGAGCGCUGCUGCAAAAACUGUGGAGUCAGAGACGGAAACAGAAGCUUCAUCAGAGAUGCUUCCUCCUGCACAGAGACAGGACUCAGAGGUGACGAAUCGAACACGGAGUCUGCAGACCGAUCUGAAGAACGAGUCGCUCAAAGAGGUGAAGAUGAGCAAAGAAAGGAAAAAGGAGGAAGCUGACAAACACACAGAGGAGCAGGAGGAGGAAGAAGAAGAAGAUUACCAAAUCCUGGAUUCAGUGGAUGAGCAAACAGACGAACAGACGACUGAAGAGAAUCCAGAUGAAGCUCAGUCAGAGCAGAGACUGGAUGAUGGAGGCCAGCAGGUCCUGGACAGGGUGGAGAAAGAAGGUGGAGCUCCUCCAGAAGAAGGAAAUGCUUCUGUCCGAGUGCUGGAGAGCAUCACCGAAGACCAAGAAGCGGCAGUUCAAGAUGACCAACGUCUGAUGGAAGUGAAACAGCCGACGGAGAAAAACCCGAGCAGAGCAGUGGACGGCUCUGAUAAAUCUGCUGCUGAAGAUUCAGCCGAUCAGAAUCAAGACACAAAAAGCAGGAAAUCUCCGAGGAGCAGGGGAAGGAGGACCAAAGACAAAGAAAUGCCUUCAGAAGAAUCCUGCAAAGCCUCCAAAGAUGCAGGUCGAAGCCCAGACAGUGAAGAAAAGCCUCCUGAAGGCCGAGACGACAAAGACGCUUCAACAGAUGUUUCUGAACAAGGAACCUUUGAGAUUCUGGAUUCAGUGGAAGAUCAAACCAGGACAGAAGGAGACGACCAGAAACCUACAGCAGACACGACCACAGAAGAAGAUUUGUUCCAGGUAAUCGAUUCUGUGGAAGAUCAGCCAGAGAUGGAGUCAGAGAGCAACAACAAGGAGAGAAGAACCAAGAGAGGAGAAGCAGCAGCUAAAAGAGACGACAGACCAACCAGGAGGACCCUGAGGACCAGAACAUCUCAGAGUGAAGACAAAGAGAAAUCACCAAAGAAAGCAGACAGGACGGUCAGAAAACACGAGACUCGAACAAAGGACAGCGCUGCAGGAAAAGACAAGAAGGAGGACGAGGUGGAGACGCUCAAAAAGAUGGUAGAUUCUGUCGACGGAGCCUCCACCACAGAAAGGUCUGGUAGAAGAAGGACCACCAGAGGAAACAAAGAGGAGAAAAAGACGUCGAGUCACUCAGAAGCCACCGAAAACCCCAACGAGGAAGAAGAGAUCAUGUACGAGAUUUUAGACUCCGUGGAGGACGAGGCCGCCGUCGACGAACCCACCGUCAGCACGAGAUCCACCAGAGGACGAAGCCAAAGAACGAGCAGGAAAGAAGCUUCGAACCCAACAAAAGACGACACCAGAAGGAGACGAACACCAGCCAGAGAUUCACAGAAACCAAACGAGGAGAAAGCAGCUGCAAAAGAGAGAACACCAAUGAAGAAGAGCGGCGCAGGGGAGGAGGAGGCCACCUAUGAAACAUUGGACUCUGUGGAGGACGAUCAGCCACUAACUGGAGGAAAACCACGAAGGGGACGACCAAAGAAAGACGUUAAAACAGCGAAAAAACCCAACAAAGCAGCCAAAGAAGAAGAAGCCACUUAUCAGGUUCUGGACUCUGUCGGGGACGAAACAGUUGAAGAUCAGCAUCACACAGAAGAAUCCAAGAGUCCCAGAAAGUCAACAGUUUGUGAAGAUGACAGCAGAAACACAAAGAAAAGCUCAGCAUCAAUGAUGGACGAGGAGGAGGAAGAGCCGAUGUACCAGAUCGUAGAUUCUCUGGAAGAUGAUCAAGAAGAGAAGACGAACACAGAAGAGUCGGACGGACGGACGACGGAAAGAAGUUGGACUAAAGAUGAAGAUCCUGCAGCAGAAACAGGAGACCUAGAACCUGGAGGAACCUCAACAGCAGAACCAGUGGAGGAGAACCUGCAGCAGACAGCCGAGCUUCAUCCAGCUGCUGCAGAAAACAAGGAACAGAGUCCAGAACCAGACGAAGCACCAACCGAGAACAAACAGGAAGCGGCUGCAGAAAGCUCUCUGAACCUGGACGAAGUGAGCGAAGAGGAGGAGGAUUACCCCGACGACGGCACCGAGGAAGAGGAGCUGAAGAAGAAGAAGCAAGCUGCCGUCGCCAUGACGACCAGGAUGGAGGCCGACGGCCAGCAGCUGCUGACUCUGGAUGAGGUGGGAGGAGACGGAGACGGGCGGCGUCCGGAGAUCACGGAGGGAGAGCUGCAGGAACUCGUCACUCUGGACGAGAUCUGCGAAGAAGAGGAGGGAAAGGCGGAGCUUAGCGUGCCAGAGCCCCGCCCUCUCAACCAGGAGAGCCAAUCAGAGGCCUCCUCAAACCCACAGGCUGCAGAUGAAGAACAAGAGAAAACCUCAAAAUAUGUUAAGCAGAAACACGAAGAUGACGACAGCAGCACAGUUCUGGAGCAAAGCGUGAACUUUGUGACGGUGGAUGAGGUGGGAGACGCCAAAGACGAGGAGAAGGAGGAGGAGAAGGAGGCGCCGACACCCAGGACCAGAGGCCGAGCCAAGAAGAGGAGCAGACAGAGCGCCGUGAGAAAAUCCACCAGAGGGAAGACGGAGACACCAGAAGAAGAAGGAAGCAUGGAUUCUUCUGCAGCUCAGAGCGACGAGCUGUUGAUCCAGAGGACGGAGGUGGAAGCAGCGAGUGGAGCCCAGGAGGAGGCUGCCUCUGCUGGGCAGCAGCUGGAAGGACGUCUGGAGGAGAAGGAGGGACGGAGCACCGACGCCGACAACAAACGCAGGAAGCAGCUGAUCGGACCUGAAGCUAAGAAACCUCGAUGUCAGUCUCCUGGUGGAGAAUUCAGUCUGCCUCCAUUCAGCAGCAGCCCCCUGGGUGUGGAGUUUGUGGUUCCUAAGUCGGGUUUUUUCUGUGAGCUGUGUUCUGUUUUCUACCUGAACGAGAUCAGCGCCAAGGAGACGCACUGCAGCAGCCAGAGACACUACCACAACCUGGAGAAACAUUACCAGAAGCUCAAACAGAAACUUUCAGGAACAGAAAACCCUCAAAGUUCUGACUGAUGAUCUUUAACUGGAGGAGAAAAAAACCCCCGGAGAGAACAAACCUGCUGCUGCUCCAGGUGUGUUCUGAGCCACAUGAAGACCAUCCUCUGGUUUGUUCUGGGUUUUAGGAUGCCUGAAUUAAAAAAACAACGAGCUGAAGUGUGAAAACGGACUUCAUCAAUAAAUAUUAAAACCUGCAGCAACGAGGAAACUACAAACUAAAUGUUUCAGCUUUGCUGGCUGCAGGUUUUAUCUCCAAGUGCAUCAUGAAUUUGAGCUAAAUUUUAGACUUGACGGUUGUGCAGCAGAACACUAUCAGAGGGCGCUGUUGGUCCAGAGAAGCACCGGGGCUGAUGGGAAAUGUAGGAAACGCCGUAUUUCUGCUGUGAAUGGGAGCCUGUUGGCAAACGAAACGAAGAAUUUAAGACGCUUUAUUCACAAAACUAAUGAUUGAAAUUCUUCAUCUUUCAGUCCACAGUAAUGUGCAGGAGACUAAGGAGCCGUUUUUAUGUCCUGAUUGUGUUUUUAUUUCUAUAAAAUCUCCAGUUUUGACAUCGAUUAAAUCUGUAAUCCCCCGUUAGAAUCUUAUUGUUGCUUUAGUUCUUUUAACUUGUAGUAAAAUCAGUAAAACGGGUCCAACGUGUUGAAUCGACUGUUUGCUUUUGUUCCAAAAAUCCAAUAAAACCUGAGUGUGUUUUAAA